AUGCACUGGGGUGCCAGAGUGGACUGCAUGCAGAGAGACUCAAGGGGAGUUAAGAGCCUGAUAGAAAAUCUUAAGUUAGCAACUGAAGAUGCAAAAAGGUUGGAGAAAGAAAGUGAUGUUCGAUGCCAAUACAAGAUUUCUGAGAUGGUAGCAUUAAUGGAAAAACACAAGAAUCAAUACGAUAAGAUUGUUGAAGAAAAGGAUGCAGAACUGGAUCAAUGUAAAGCAAUGGAGCAUGCGUUAACUUCUAAGAAUGCUUUACUGGAAACCAAUUUAGCUAAUACAGACCAGGAAAUAAUAUUACUUAAGGAUCAACUAAAAAAGGCCAUUGAAGAAAAGGAAAAAAUUGCAAAAGAAGCUGAUGAAAAUAAAAUUCAUCUCACCAGAGAAAAAAAGAACAAGGUAAACCGUGUACUGGUAAAUUUGUAA
This is a messenger RNA of Pelobates fuscus (common spadefoot toad), 429 nucleotides long. RefSeq names its product synaptonemal complex protein 1 (gene SYCP1). The transcript is spliced from 5 exons. Lineage: Eukaryota; Metazoa; Chordata; Amphibia; Anura; Pelobatidae. Gene Ontology annotation, cellular component: synaptonemal complex; transverse filament; central element. Gene Ontology annotation, biological process: meiotic DNA repair synthesis; synaptonemal complex assembly; lateral element assembly. The record is from RefSeq and is a predicted model, not a curated record. Gene Ontology annotation, molecular function: double-stranded DNA binding. Bases 1 to 429 code for a protein of 142 amino acids.